AUGAGCGGAUACAACCCCAAGAAGUCUCUCAAAUCGAGCUUCCGAGCGUCUCCUCGCUCAAUCGCGCCCAUCUAUACUGGCGGUCCUGUCCUGCUGACCAAAGAUGGUCAAUGGCUCAUUACCACCAUGGGAGAGGAAGCCCUCGUGACUGAGGUUCAUACCGGUCUUGCUAUUGCCAGAAUACGAGGUGACGGCACAGCCAUCUCCUCUUUGGCUUUGAGCUACCACACCUCUCCUCCCAUCCUAUUGACAUCUCACAUGUCAAUGACAGUCCGAUACUAUCCCCUUCCCUCUUCAGCACCCUUGACACCCACUCCUAAACCUCCCUUUCUCACCUACACCCGACUUCUCAACAAGGCCCACAAUGCCCCUAUCCUCGUCUCUGCCGUCUCCCCCGACAACACACUCUUGGCCACUGGAUCCUCUGACGGUAUUGUCAAGGUCUGGGACCUCGAAGGUGGAUAUGUAACGCACAUGUUUAGAGGACAUGGUGGUCCCGUGUCUGCCUUGCACUUCAACUUCCCGACUAUUGCUGGGGAAGAGAGGCGGAGAAUGGAGCUCUUGACUGGAUCAACCGACUCGAGAGUCAGGGUGUAUGAUCUGAGAGAUAUCAAUGCGAGGGUCGUUGGUGGUGGAAACUCGGUCAAGCCGAAAGCUGUCUUGGAGGGACAUGUCAGCGUUGUGCGAGGGAUUGCUGUGACUCCGGAUGGCAAAUGGGCUGUCACGGGAGGUCGAGACAAAGUCGUUCUUGUCUGGGAUAUGCUUUCGGAGGAAGCGUCAAGUAGCAAGAAGGGCAAGGGCAAGGCGACAGGCCCCAAGCUGGUGCAAACCAUAAUUGCCCAGGAGCAAAUCGAAUCUCUUGGACUGUUACCGCAGGAAGAAGACGUUCACGGCUCGUCCCAGGGCAGAUGGCUCUGCUACACUGGAGGAGACAAGGGUCUUGUGAGGGUGUGGGAUGUGCUCAAGGGUGUACAAGUGGCGGCUAUGAAAGGUGUCGAGGGCGUCGAUGAAGUGGAUGAUGACGAGGAUGAGCAACACGGCGUUCUGUCAGUCCUCUAUUCUUCAACAGACUCGUCCCUGGUCUCCACCCACGCCGAUCAGAACAUCAUCUUCCACUCUCUUUCGACAUUACUCCCGACACGGCAAAUCAUUGGUUUCAACGACGAGAUUGUCGAUGUCGCCUUCCUAUCCCACCCCUCCGCCCCAUCUUCUGCUUCAUCUAGUCUGCCGGAUACGUCAGACAUCCCCCACUCGCAUAUGGCGGUCGCUACCAACUCCAAUCAGCUUCGCAUCUAUUCCACAGCAUCACACAAUGCUCGUUUACUACCGGGGCAUACCGAUAUGGUUCUUUGUCUUGACGUCUCUCCGGAUAAUCAGUGGCUCGUGACUGGCUCCAAAGACCACACUGCUCGUGUCUGGGUGCCCACAAUGACUUUGGGCGGAGAUGGUUUCACAUGGCAAUGUGUGGCUGUCUGUGAAGGACACGCCGAGUCUAUCGGUGCCGUCGCCUUUUCGCGCAAAAUGGACGAGCCUGGCAGAGGCAAAUUCCUCUUUACAGCCAGUCAGGACAGGACCAUCAAGAUGUGGGAUCUCUCGCCUCUUUCCUUAUCUUCUCCUUCAUCGGAGCCCAUCAGACCUCGAUCCAUGGCUACUCUGCGUGCCCACGAGAAGGAUAUCAACUCGCUCGACAUUGCUCCCAAUGACAAGUUCCUCGUCUCUGGUUCGCAAGACAAGUCGGUCAAGCUUUAUACUAUCGACUACACACCGCCCAAGUCUGAAGGACAAGGUGCUGAGGGAGGGUUCAAGAAUCUGGGUACCUGCAACGGGCAUAGGCGAGGUGUUUGGACUGUGAGGUUCAGCAGGAAUGACAAGGUUGUGGCGAGUGGAAGUGCCGAUAAGACGAUCAAACUGUGGAGCUUGGAUGACUUUACAUGUCUCAAGACAUUCGAGGGCCACACAAAUUCUGUGCUUCGAGUGGGCUACAUGUCUAACGGUCAACAACUGGUGUCCUCGUCAUCUGACGGGCUUGUCAAGCUCUGGAAUAUCAAGGACGAAGAGUGUGUAAAGACGUUGGACAACCAUGAGGACAAGAUCUGGGCUCUUGCCACAUCUUCCGACGAAGCCACCAUCCUCUCCGCCGGUGCCGACUCCCUUCUUACCAUCUGGCACGACACCACCCUCCUCGACCAGACAGAGGCCAACACCAAGCUCGUGGAAGCCGUUCAAGUUGAACAAGAUUUUGUCAACUAUGUCGCCCUCAAAGACUACCGACGUGCCAUUCUUCUGGCCCUCAGUAUGGCUCAGCCUGGUCGACUGUUGAACCUCUUCUCCACGGUCAUUAACGGGCGUCAGCCUGAUGUCAGUGAAGAGGAGCAAGGCCUGACGGGAAGCAAGGAGAUCGACCAGAUCUUGGAGACGCUCCCUGGUGUUGACCUCGUGAGGCUAUUGAAGUUUGUGCGUGACUGGAACGCGAAUGCGCGCACAGCCCCCGUGGCACAGAUCAUCCUGUAUACGGUGCUGAAGCUGAGAAGCGCGGAAGAUAUCUUGGAGGCUUUCGAGUCUGCAAACAAGAUACCUACACGCGCUGACGAUGAUGACGAUGAGGACGUGGAGAUUGAAGACGCCGAUGCGGAGAAGAAGAAGAAGAAGAAGGCUAGACCUGAUCUUGCGGCGCCUAUCAGCAUCAAGGACCUCUUGGAGGGUCUCAUUCCCUACUCUGAGCGACACUUUAACCGAGUGAACAACCUUGUCCAGGAGAGCUACAUGCUCGACUAUGUGCUUGGCGAGAUGGAAGGCGGCUUGUUUGGAGAAGAGUUGAUGGACGUUGAGCAAUAA
Cryptococcus wingfieldii CBS 7118 is the source of this 2835-nucleotide messenger RNA. Its product is annotated as U3 small nucleolar RNA-associated protein 13. Bases 1 to 2835 code for a protein of 944 amino acids. The transcript is spliced from 5 exons. The record is from RefSeq and is a predicted model, not a curated record. Gene Ontology annotation, molecular function: U3 snoRNA binding; protein binding. NCBI's taxonomy places the organism in Eukaryota, Fungi, Basidiomycota, Tremellomycetes, Tremellales, Cryptococcaceae. Gene Ontology annotation, cellular component: small-subunit processome; nucleolus; 90S preribosome. Gene Ontology annotation, biological process: endonucleolytic cleavage in 5'-ETS of tricistronic rRNA transcript (SSU-rRNA, 5.8S rRNA, LSU-rRNA); endonucleolytic cleavage to generate mature 5'-end of SSU-rRNA from (SSU-rRNA, 5.8S rRNA, LSU-rRNA).